CGCCCUGCGUAGUCCGGUGAUAUCAAUAAAGUUGCAGCGAUUUGUUGUUGCGGUGGACAACAUGGCGGCCUCCGUGCUGUGCUCCGUGCUGCGGCCUAUCCGGCAGGUAGUUCCAUCCUCAGCUUCAGGCCAAGUUAGAGGUUACUAUGUAGACUGGAAAAUGUUGCGUGAUGUGAAGAGACGAAAAAUGGCCUAUGAAUAUGCAGAUGAGAGGCUGCGAAUCAAUUCGCUCAGGAAGAAUACCAUUUUGCCACAAGAUCUUCAGGAAGUGGCUGAUGGAGAAAUUGCUGCCCUUCCUCGGGAUAGCUGUCCUGUUAGAAUCAGAAAUCGUUGCGUUAUGACAUCCCGUCCACGUGGUGUGAAGCGGCGCUGGAGGCUUAGUCGUAUUGUCUUCCGUCACUUAGCGGACCAUGGCCAGCUUUCUGGAGUCCAGAGAGCAAUAUGGUAAAUCAGCUCCAAAACCCACUGAGAUUUCCAUAAAAGGGAGAUUUCAAUAAACAAAACCCUAAUUUUUAUAGGGAUCCAGUGUAUUUGUCUACCUGAUGCUGUCUAUAAUUAAAGUACUUUUGCAUUUUAA
Molecule: messenger RNA, 577 nt
Organism: Fukomys damarensis (Damara mole-rat)
Lineage: Eukaryota; Metazoa; Chordata; Mammalia; Rodentia; Bathyergidae
Gene: Mrps14
Product: mitochondrial ribosomal protein S14
Exons: 3
Coding region: 62-448 (128 amino acids)
Biological process (GO): translation
Cellular component (GO): mitochondrial small ribosomal subunit; ribosome
Molecular function (GO): structural constituent of ribosome
Source: RefSeq, a predicted model, not a curated record